This is a messenger RNA of Engraulis encrasicolus (European anchovy), 2003 nucleotides long. RefSeq names its product proteasome 26S subunit, non-ATPase 12 (gene psmd12). Lineage: Eukaryota; Metazoa; Chordata; Actinopteri; Clupeiformes; Engraulidae. The transcript is spliced from 11 exons. Bases 109 to 1479 code for a protein of 456 amino acids. The record is from RefSeq and is a predicted model, not a curated record. Gene Ontology annotation, cellular component: cytoplasm; proteasome regulatory particle, lid subcomplex.
AGUUUUUACAGCUUCCGGUAAAUUGACAGAAGUGUUUGUUGUCGGUGGUUAGAGAGCAUCAGGAGUGAAUUUGCAGUUACAAUAAAUCUAUUUUUGCAAAGCUUCAGAAUGGCGGACGAAAGAGCAGAGAGAUCCGAUGGGAAAAUUGUGAAAAUGGAGGUUGACUACAGUUCAACUGUGGAUCAGCGACUCCCGGAGUGUGAGAAAAUGGCAAAAGAAGGACGUCUUCAAGAAGGAAUCGAAAGUCUCUUAUCCCUCGAGAAACAAACAAGAACGGCCUCUGACAUGGUGUCCACAUCCCGGAUAUUGGUGGCUAUCGUGCAGAUGUGCCACGAGGCUAAAGACUGGGAUGCCUUGAACGAGAAUGUGAUGCUGCUGUCAAAACGGAGGAGCCAGCUGAAACAGGCCGUUGCUAAAAUGGUUCAGGAGUGCUGCAAGUAUGUGGAUAAUCUGACUGAUCUCACUGUCAAACUGAGGCUCAUCGACACCCUACGCACCGUGACCGCAGGAAAGAUCUAUGUAGAAAUCGAGCGCGCUCGCCUGACCAAGACCUUGGCCAACAUCAAGGAGCAGAGUGGCGACGUGAAGGAGGCCGCUGCCAUCCUGCAAGAACUCCAGGUUGAGACUUAUGGCUCGAUGGAGAAGAAGGAGAAGGUGGAGUUUAUCCUGGAGCAGAUGCGCUUGUGCAUCGCCGUCAAGGACUACAUCCGCACCCAGAUCAUCAGCAAGAAGAUCAACACCAAGUUCUUCCAGGAGGAUGGCACCCAGGAGUCCAAGCUGAAGUACUACAACCUGAUGAUCCAAGUGGACCAACACGAGGGCUCCUACCUCUCCAUCUGCAAACACUACCGCGCCAUCUACGACACGCCCUGCAUCCUAGAGGACAGCAGCAAGUGGCACCAGGCCUUGAAGAGCGUGGUGCUGUACGUCAUCUUGGCUCCGUACGACAACGAGCAGUCCGACCUGGUGCACAGGAUCAACGCUGACAAAAAACUAGAAGAGAUUCCCAAAUACAAGGAGCUCCUGAAGCAGUUCACCACCAUGGAGCUGAUGCGUUGGGCCGCGGUGACCGAGGACUUUGGCAAGGAGCUGCGGGAGGGAUCACCUGACAGCCCGGCCACCGACGUCUUCACCUACGCAGAGGAGGGACAGAAGAGAUGGGGAGACCUCAAGAACAGAGUUGUGGAACAUAACAUCCGCAUCAUGGCCAAGUACUACACCAGAAUAACCAUGAAGAGGAUGGCCGGAUUGCUGGAUCUCUCUGUCGAUGAGUCAGAGGAGUUCUUGUCCAACCUGGUGGUGAACAAGACCAUCUACGCCAAAGUGGACCGUCUGGCCGGCAUCAUCAACUUCCAGCGGCCCAAAGACCCCAACGACCUGCUGAACGACUGGUCCCACAAGCUGAACUCCCUCAUGGCCCUCGUCAACAAGACCACCCACCUCAUCGCCAAGGAGGAGAUGAUUCACAACCUGCAGUAGUUUAGUUUGGAGUCUCGUCUCUCUAAAGGUCGCAAGUUUGAAAUGGGUGCCAGAAGGUCAUCUUAUUGGAGGGAGGCCCAUUUUUUUUUUUUUUCCUGUCAAAAAAAAUCGCCUCCAAGUUUUUUUUGGACUGAACAUCACAACCAACCAAACUAAUUUAGAGUACUCACCUGACCCCACUUUAAAUGUAUUGGUUGUGCAUUUUGUAGUACAAUAUUUGCUGCAACAUGUUCUGUUAAAAAAAAAAAGUUCUGUGUGGCCUGCAAGUCAAUGUUGAAAAAACUGUCCCAUUUGCUUCACCUGUGUUAAUAAAGGUAUGUGGUCCAUUUUCUAAAAGCCUGAAGUGGUAAGUUAUGAAGUGGUCAUGAAGUGGUAAGGUAGUCGUGGUCAUAACUUUAACAGGGGAGCGAUGGUGAGUCAGUUCAGCUGUGGGCCGCUUUGAACUACACUAUGCUGUUAACGUGUGCUUGUCUUUUUUUAUGUGUAAUCUUUGCAAUACAAAAUAUGAAACCAACAAUAUGGCU